Molecule: messenger RNA, 1622 nt
Organism: Sinocyclocheilus grahami
Lineage: Eukaryota; Metazoa; Chordata; Actinopteri; Cypriniformes; Cyprinidae
Exons: 5
Coding region: 300-1139 (279 amino acids)
Biological process (GO): cell surface receptor signaling pathway; immune response; cellular response to lipopolysaccharide
Cellular component (GO): external side of plasma membrane
Source: RefSeq, a predicted model, not a curated record
UUACUCAAUGCAAUCAAAUGAUUUCUACGUUGAUGUGUGGAUUGUUGGGUUACUCUGUCUGUUUGUGUCUAAUGUUUGACGGAUCAUGUUGACUCAGAUAAUAACUGAUAAUAUUUAUAAAACCAAAGACUCAGAUUAUAGUUUGAUGUUUCUUAUUAGACAUUUUUAUCAUGUAAGACCCACAUGUGUUAAAUAUUUAAAUAACACUGAAGCUGAAGGUUAGUAGUCGCUGUAUUGUGGUCAGUUCUGUAAUAUUUGUCCACUCAGCAGUAUUUUAUGGCUGUAUUAAUGUGUUUGUGAUGUGUGUCUGUAUCUGUCUCAUAACAGCUCUUAUUCUCAUCAGGUUCAGAUGCUGGAAUCUGCUGCUGCUUUGUCUCGUCUAUCACAGCGGAAACACAUCUAAACCUGUGUCAGGAAAAAAGGGAGGAAACGUCACACUAACAUGUGAACAUGAGGCCAAUAAUAUUGUUCACAUUGAGUUAUUCAGUCGGUCAGAAGACAUAGAUGUGUGUCAGGAUGAAGAAUGUAGUGUUCGAGUGUUUAAAGAAGGAAACUGUGACGUCGUCAUCAAGAAUCUGAGCUUCAGUGACGCUGGGAAAUACUACUUGAGAGUCUAUUACACUAAUGAUCAGACAGAGCUGAAGCGACUAAUCAGGACGUACCAACUUCAUAUUCAUGAUGAGAUUACUGUGAAAACAGGCGAGGAGCUAAAGAUGCAUGUUCUGUUGUCUAAUGCUGAUAAAGUGGAGAAAAGCUCUAGUGGAGAGUGGAGGGAGGUUUGGAGCAGAACUGAUGGGGUUCAGAGCGAUCGACUGAAUGAAAAUGAUGAAAACCUGAUCUUUAAAGUAUUUCUGAACAGAGAUGCAGGAAUAUACAGAGUUCUGGACACUGAAGGAGAAAUCUUGAUCACAGUGACAGUCACAGAAUCAGGUACAGAAUCAAAGGACAAACUGGACACAGAUAAAGACAAAACUGAAGACACUGAACAACACAAGAAAUGGAUUGUGCCAGUUGUGUGUUUGGUGAUUCUGGCUGUGAUUGUGAUUUCUGUCAUCAUAUGGCGCCGUCAGCACAGAGGUCACACACAGGUUCCAGCAGAGGAGAAUACAGAGCACAGACAGGAACUGGAGGAACUAUAAUGAUCUUCACUGAACGUGACUCAACUGCACAGGAGCCCUGAACACCUGCGACGCCACUGGUUACUUGUUAUUUCCCUUCAACACCAACACAAUUCUGUCAACAUAUAACGGCAGCUGGGGGGGAUAUGUAUCGUUAAAAAUAUUAUAGUAAUUGUUGUUUUAAUGAUGUGUGAGCUGACAUUAUUUUGUGAAAAAUAAGCCUUGAGAGUCCAUGCUUUCACUGCGUGAUGAAAUCUAGUAGAAUUCAGUUAGAAUUACUGGAGAUCAUCAUAGAUAAAGGUGAUCAACUUCAUGUUUAUUUGCACUGAUCGUUCAUUCUAAGACCAGCAGAAUAUGAAUAUGAUCCCACAGCAUAACAGAGCAACUGGAUCCCCUGAUAGAUCUGGAAGAAAGACCAUCUGCUCGUCGGUCCCUUCCCCCAUACUUCCCCCCUGGGUACAUGGUGCAGGUCGCUAAAAGUUGACAGAGAACUGCCAAGAACUC